Molecule: messenger RNA, 1041 nt
Organism: Saccoglossus kowalevskii
Lineage: Eukaryota; Metazoa; Hemichordata; Enteropneusta; Harrimaniidae
Product: solute carrier family 35 member G1-like
Source: RefSeq, a predicted model, not a curated record
AUGUUUGACUUGUUUUUGAAACUACAAGCUAACACUGACAAAAACGAUGUCAUUCAAAAUGAAGAAAGCACACCACUACACCGGAAACAGAACUACUGGACUGCAUUGGUAGGAAUUACAAUGGGAUUACUAUCAGGUGCAAGUCUUGCUAUUUCUGAUGUAUUUGUUCUGUUGUGUAUAAAGAUUGGAUAUUCACCAUCACAGGUUUUACUUGUCAAAUCAUUGGUGAUGAUGGCAAUAACUAUCCCGUUGCUCGUCUACAAGAAAAUCAAUAUUCUUAAAAUACAACGGAAAGAUACUAUUUUGAAUAUUGUGAAAAGUAUUAGUGAGAAUGGAGCGGAUCUCGUUUUUUACUAUGCCAUGAAUGGGAUCGGAAUGGGAGAUGCAGCCGCAAUAACAGCAGGGACAUUACCAAUAUUUUCACCUGUGUUUGCCUGUAUGUUCAUAAAAGAGAAGUGUAAACUCCACGACUGCAUUGGUAUUAUCAUAAAUGUCGCUGGAAUUAUAUUAGUAUCACGACCUCAAUUCAUAUUUGGUAAUAACACACAUUCAUCUGCACUCGGAUAUGUGUACGCCCUUUUAGCAGGAAUAUGGCUUUCUGUUGGUACAGUUUGUUCUAGAGCAAUGUCUGAUGGUCUAUCGCUAAUAGUUGUUGUAUUCUACAAUGGGUUAUGUGGUGCUAUAAUUAUGUUAAUAUUAGUGUACUCUACAAGUAGUGAUCGGAUGUUUGCAUUGAUACCUACAUAUCCUAUCACAACUGCAUAUCUAGUAGGGAUGGUAUCAUUGUACCUUGUUUUCUUGUACUCCUACAACAGAUCUCUACAGUUACAGAGUGCUUGUAAAACCACUAUACUUAUCAACAUUGCUAUUUUUGUAAGCUUUGUAGCUGAUAUCAUUGUAUUUCAUAAACAAGUGGUUAUCUUGGAAAUAAUAGGUGCUGCUUUGGUAAUUCUUAGUUCUAUUAUUGUAUUUGUGUUUACAUACUUUGAAACCAAAGACAGAAUAGACGAUGAAAUAACACUCCUUCAGAAACCAGAAUAA